This is a messenger RNA of Closterium sp. Naga37s-1, 17397 nucleotides long. NCBI's taxonomy places the organism in Eukaryota, Viridiplantae, Streptophyta, Zygnematophyceae, Desmidiales, Closteriaceae. The record is from the annotation of a GenBank genome assembly.
AUGGACGGGAGCGGGCGCGGGGAUCGCAACGACGAUGACGAUGAGUGGGACGAGACGAAUAACAGCGGGCUCCCGCCAGACCCGGCGGAGCCCCGUAACAGGAGGCCCGGGGAUGACAGUAACGCGUACGAAGAUGAAUAUGACGAGUAUGGGGAGGAGGGAGAAUACAGCGAAGGAGGCGAACGGGGAGGGGACGCGCGGUAUGGUGAAGAGGGGGAGUAUGGAGAAGAGGGAGAAUACGGGGAGGAAGGUGAAGGGUAUGAGGAUUAUGACCCAGAUGACCCGAAUUACCAGCAGCAGCUGCAGCAACAGCAACAGGGGUUAAGAGCUGCUCCCCCUCCCAAGGGACCUGGGCCUGGGGCAGGAGAGGGUCCGCCCGACGGCCCGCAGGAGGAAAACGAGUAUGAUUAUGACGAGUAUGGUGAGGAGGGAGAGUAUGCGGGGGAGGGUGAGGAGGGAGAAUAUGCGGGGGAGGGUGAGGAGGGAGAAUAUGCGGGGGAGGGUGAGGAGGGAGAAUAUGCGGGGGAGGGUGAGGAGGGAGAAUAUGCGGGGGAGGGAGAGGAGGGAGAGUAUGGGGGAGAGGGUGAGGAGGGAGAGUAUGGGGGAGAGGGUGAGGAGGGAGAGUAUGGGGGGGAGGGUGAGGAGGGAGAGUAUGGGGGAGAGGAUGAGGAGGGAGAGGGGCAAUAUAACGAGGGGGAAUAUGUAGAAGGCGAGUAUGAUGAAGGCGAAUACGUUGAAGGGGAGUAUGCAGAAGAAGAGUACGUUGGGGAGGAAGGAGAGCACGGAGAGGAAGAAGCUUAUAACGAGGACGGGGAGUAUGUUGAAGAUGGGGGAAACGAACAAGCAGCAGAAGGUGAUUAUGAGGAGGGAGAUUACGAGGGUGAGGGGGAGUAUGGGGGGGAGCAUGAGGGGGAGUAUGGUGACGAGUAUGGGGAAGAGCAUAAAGGGGAGCAUGAAGGAGAGCAUGAGGAAGAGCAAGAGGGGGAGUAUGGGGAGGAGCAUGAGGGGGAGUAUGGUGACGAGUAUGGGGAAGAGCAUAAAGGGGAGCAUGAAGGAGAGCAUGAGGAAGAGCAAGAGGGGGAGUAUGGGGGGGAGCAUGAGGGGGAGUAUGGUGACGAGUAUGGGGAAGAGCAUAAAGGGGAGCAUGAAGGAGAGCAUGAGGAAGAGCAAGAGGGGGAGUAUGGGGAGGAGCAUGAGGGGGAGUAUGGUGAAGAGUAUAAAGGGGAGCGUGUAAGAGAGCAUGGGGAAGAGCAUGAGGGGGAGUAUGAGGGAGAGCAGGGGGGGGAGUAUGAGGGAGAGCAAGGGGGGGAGCUUGGGGGGCGAAGAGAUGACUAUGACGACGAGGAUGGCCAUUACAAGGGGGACAGAGCGGGGCAUGUUCACGAAGGGGAUGAGUAUGCUGAAGGUGAGGAGUACAGUGAGGAAGGGGAGGAUUAUGCUGAAGGGGAGGAGGGUUAUAGAGAGGGCCCUGAGGGUGGUUAUAUCGAAGGGGGUGACAAUGCAGGGGAGGAAGGGGUGCACGAAAAACGAGAGGGUAAGGACGAUGGUGGUGGGGUUUACAGUGACGAUGAGUAUGGGGCUGAUGAUAACGGGGAUGAAAAUGAGUACCAGGGGGGAGAAAGGGGCGAUGGGGAUGGGCGGGAGGAAGGGCGUGAAGGGGAAGGGGAUGGGUCGGAGGAAGGAGAUAUGUACAGUGAGCGGGAGAGGUACAGAGGGGAGGAGGGGGAGGAGUAUGAGGAGGAGGAUAGGGGAGGGGAAGGUGAUUACAGUGAUGAAGGUGAUAUGUACGGUGAUGGUGAUGGUGAUGACAGAGGGGAGGAGCAUGAGCUGCGGGGAAGUAGAGACGACCGGUUUGGGGAUGAGGGUGAGGAUGACUAUAACGAAGAGAGAGAGUAUGGUGAUGAUGGGUUUAGUGAUGGCGGUGAUGAUAGAGUUAGUGAGACGGGGUUACGCAGAGAGGACGAGGAAGCAGGGGAGCAUGGAGGGGAAGCAGGGGAGCAUGGAGGGGAAGCGGAGAGCGGGGAUGCAAGGUAUCAGGAGGGAGUUGAGGGAGAGGGGGAAGGAGAGGGAGAGGAGGAGAGAGGUGGGGAGGGGGAAGGAGAUGGGGAGGGAGAGGAUAACGGAGAGGGAGUGGGAGAGGAAAACGGAGAUAGAGAGGGAGAGGGAGAGGGAGGAGAGGGAGAGGGAGAGGGAGAGGGAGAGGGAGAGGGAGAGGGAGAGGGAGGAGAGGAAGGAGAAGGGGAAGGAGAAGGAGAAGGGGAGGAUGGUGGGGAGGGUGAGGAGCGAGAGGGAGGGCUGUUGCAUGCAGGCAUGGAAAGGGGGGGGAGUGAGUAUAGCGAGGGAGACGAGGGGGAGUACAGUGAAGGGGAGCGCGACGUGGGGAGAGGUGGCUUAAGAGACGAGCAGGAGGGAGAGGGUGAUGAUUAUGAUGAUGGACGGAGGUAUGGGGGGGACGAGGAGGAUGUGAGUGAGGGAGAGAAAGAGUGGGGUGAGAGGGGGGAGGAAGGUGAGGAGAGAGAUAGGGAGAAUAGGGAGGGGGAAGAGGAGAAGGAGGAGGAAGAGGGAGCAGAGGGGGAGGUGCGAGGGAGAGGACGAGGGGGAGAAGAUGGUUCGGAGGAGGGAGGAGAUGAUUUGUAUGGUGGGUCGGAGGGCUCUGAAGCAGAGGAAUGGAGGGAGCAGCAGGCAGGACAGGAGCAGCACGGGGAAAGACAGGACGAGGAUGAUUAUGGUUAUGAUGAAGGUGAUGCUGCUGGUGGUGCUGAGGAUGAGGACGAGGAAUGGCGGCAGCAGGAGCAGCAGGAAGGGGAGGAGCAACAGGACGAGGAGGAAAGGCAGAGGGAUGGUGAUGAGGAGAAUGCGGAGUUGAGGAGGGAUGGGAGGGAGGAGGGGAUGGAGAUGGAGGGGGAAGAGAUGGGCGAGGACAGAGAUUUGUUCUCAGAUGAAGAUAGAGAGGAAGAGAGAGAUGAAUUUGAAGAGGACAGAGAUGAUUACAGAGGCGAAGUUGGAGGAGAAGACAGAGGGGAAGGUAGAGGAGAAGAUGGUGAUUAUGGUGAGGGUGAAGGGGAGUUUGAUGGUGGGGAAGGAGGAGGGGAUCGCAGUGCUGCUGGGUCUGCUGCUGCACGCAGCAGUGGUGGGAGUGAGUAUGAUGAUGAUGGGGGGAGCGCCCGUGGGAGUGAGUAUGACGAGGGGGGUGAUUUGUAUGAUGGCGAUGGUGCUAGUGAUGAUGGCAGAGGGGAGGACGAGGCUGCAGGAGCUGCUACUGCUGGUGUGGAUGGUGAUGUGGAUGGUGGUGGGGGUGAUGGUGGGGGUGAUGGUGGGGACGAUGAUGGAUACGGGCAGUAUGAAGACGGGUAUGAGGAUGAGGAGGACGCGGAAGCAAGGGGAGUGGAGGAUGAAGGGGAGAGAGGGCAGCAGCAGCAAGAAGGAGAGGGUGAAGAGGAGGGUUAUGAGGAUGAGGAAGGGGUGAGAGGAGGAGGUGGGGAGCGUGAGGGAGAGGAGGAGGCGGAGGAGGAGGAGUUGUAUGGGGAUGAGUAUGAUGAGUAUGGGGAUGGAGUGGAGGGAGAGGAGGGGGAGGAGGGGGCUGAGGGGCGCGAAAUGGGAAGGGGCGAAGUUGGGAGAAGAGUGGUGCGUGGAGGGGUGGGGGCGGUGGAGGAGGGGAAUGGGGAGGAGGGCCCGGAAGGGGAGGAGGAGGAGGAUGAGGGGGAACGGGAGGAUGGGGAGGAGAAGCGAGAGCAUGAGGAGGAGGAGGAGGAGGAUAUGUAUGGUGAAGAGGAUAAAGAUGAGUAUGAUGAAGAUGGUUAUGGUGAUGGGCAUGAAAGGGACAUGUAUGGGGAUGAAGAGGAGGAGGAUGGGUAUGGGGCGGGUGAUGGGUAUGGGGAGCAGGAGCAGGAGUAUGGGGAGGAUGGGGAGGGGGUUGUGGAUGUUGAUGGGGAUGCAGAUGGUGAUAUUGGAGAGGAGGAGCUUAGGCGUUCCCUGGAUGGAGAACAAGAGGGGCGGCUGGAGGGAGAAGGGCAUGAGGAGGAGGGAGAGGGAAGGGAAGAGGAAGGUUUGCGAGUCGAGGGGAGAGCGGAGGAAGAGUAUGAGAGAAGCGAUGAUGGUAGAGGAGGUGGGGGGUCGGAUAAGGAGGAGGAUGGCUGGAGGGACGAUGGGAGUGAGAAGCAGCACGAAGGGGAAGGGCGUUUGGAUGGUGAAGGGGAGGAGGUGUGGGAUCGGGAGGAGAGGGAGGUGUGGAGUGACGAGGAGGGGGAGAAGUGGAAUGGGAGGAGAGGGGACGGAGACGAGGGGAGCGACGGUGACAGGUACGAGAGGGAGGAAGGGGAGGGAUGGAGUGAUGAGGAGAGGGAGAAGUGGCGAGAAGAGGGAGAGGGAGAGGGGGAGCGGGAAGGGGAGGGAGAGGGUGAAAGGAGAGGAAGACACGCAGAGAGCGAAGACGGGGAGGAGCGGUGGAGUGAGGGAGAAAGGUCAGAUGAUGGACGGGAGGAGGAUUAUGAGGGGGUGGAGAGAGGUGGGAAAGAGGGGUUUGAUGCAGGGGCGAGAGGUAAGAGCGGACAAGGCAUGGUCAAGCGAGUCAACGGAGAGAUCUUGCCUGGAAGCGGGGGUAUGAACGGGCGGGGAGGGUCCGAGGAUUAUUCAGACGAGGAAGAGGAAGGGAGGGAUGGGGAGGUGGAGGGGGAGGGAGAGGGGGAAGUGGGUGGGUUGGCAGGGGAUGGAGAAAAGGGUUCUGUGCGGGUGUAUGAGGUGGGGGCUGGGUGGGAGGAAGGGGGUAGUGAGGAUGGGGGGUUGGACUCUGGCGGGGGAGGGAGUGUGGUGGAAGGAGGGGAUGGCAGGGAGAGUGACGAGGAGCAAGAGGCGAGAGAGGAGAGAGGGGAGGGGGAGGAGGGAGAGGAGGGAGAGUAUGUUGUGGAUGGGGAGGAAGAAAGGGAGUAUGGUGAGGGAGAGAGUGACGGGGAGGGGAGAGACGGGAGCAACAGGGCAGCGAGGUUUGCAGUGGGGGAAGAAAAAUCGGAGGUAGAGGCGGAGGAGGAGCAUGCAGGAGGGGAGGUGGUGGAGGAGGAGGAAGAGUAUGAGGAGCAGGGUUAUGGGGAGGAAGGUGCGAGGAGAGAGAGGAGGUCAUGGAGGGGUUCGGGGAGUUUCAAUGGCAGUGGGAGCUGGGACGAGCGGGGAGGCGGGGAGAGAGAGAGAGAGCAGGACAUGUAUGGGUCAGGAUCGGAAGACUUGGAGUAUGAGAGGGAUGGUCGGUACGAGCGAGAGGGCCGGUUUGGGAGAGAGAAUGAGUAUGAGUAUGGAGACGAGGAGGAGGAGGAGGGGGGUGAGUAUGAGGGAGAUGGUAAUGGGUAUAGGGGGCAUGGAGAGCGCCGCAGCAGGAGGAGAGGCUCUUUUGGGGAUGAGGAUGAGGAUGAGGGUGGUGAUGGUGGUGGUGAUGGUAAUGGUGUGCUUGUGGGAGGGCGGGCCAGCAGUGGUGAAGCAUCACCUGUGUCACAGGGACGAGAGGAAGGAGAGGGAGGAGAUGGAGGGGAAGGUGAGGGCGGAAGGGAUGGGUUUGCACUGUUCAACCUUCCAGCGGGGUUGCCCUUAGGCAUGCCGCAAGGCUUGCCCCAAGGCCAGCCAGUUGACUACUCGGUCGGGGACCUCGAGAAGGCGUUUCGUGCCAUGCAAUCUGGUGCUGCUGCUGCUGCUGCUGCUGAAUCGGGGUCGAAACCAGGAAUGGGAAAGGCGAGGGACAGAGCGACAGGGGCAGUGGAAGGGGGUGGAGAGGGAGGAGAGGGGGAGAAGGAGGGGCGAGCGGGGUUUGCACUAUUUGAUCUGCCUGCUGAAAUGGCGAAUAUCCCCCUGGGCCAACACGUGGACGAAUCAGUGGGCGACCUGUGGAAGGCGUUUCAAUCCAUGCAGGGGAGGGGCGGAGUGGCUGCUGUGGGUGGUGGGGGGGGGAUUGGAGAGUUAGGUGCUCUUUCUGCUGCUGCUGGUGGUGGUUCUGCUGCUGCUGGUGGUGCUGCUGGUGGUGCUCGUGGCGGCCUAAAGAUUCAUGAAGAGGCUGAGGAGGGGGAAAGUGGAGACGAAGGGAGUGAAGGCGAGGAUCCCGGUGGGCAGGAGAGGGGAAAGCAGCAAAGGGAGCAGGCAGAGAAGGAGGAGGAAGAGGAGGAGGAAGAGCAGGAUGAGGUGGGUUUGUCAUUCCUGGAUAAACUAAACCAGCUGCAGCAGCUGCAGGAGCAUGGGAACGGGUUGGGCGUGCCUGCAACGGGGAUGGGAAGCUUGCUGCAAGAAGGCAUGGGCAUGGGGCUGGGAGCAGGCAUGGGCAUGGGCAUGGGCAUGGGCAUGGGCAUGGGCAUGGGCAUGGGUAUGAGCAUGCUGGGUAGCCCUCUGAACAGCCCGUUAUCAGCCAUGGGAAGCCCUUUCGGCAUGUCCGAUCCGUCCUUUCCGUCCCCAGCCUCGCACUCCCCCAACACACUCCCCUCGUCCCCGGGAGGUGGGAGGGCGGGCGGAGCGGGCGAGGCAGCAGCAGUGGGAGGGGAGGAUGUGGGCGUGGAGAAUCGGAAGCUGCCGGAGAACGUGCUACAGCUGAUGCGGGAGAAGAAGCCCGUUGUGCCUGGCACGGCGGAGCGCGAUGAUGAUGAGGAUGAGGAUGAUGAUGAUGAUGAUGAUGAUGAUGAUGAUGAUGAUGAUGAUGAUGAUGAUGAUGAUGAUAGUUUGAUGGGGGGAGAGGUGCGCGCACGAGACGAAGAGGAAGAGGAGGAGGAGGAGGAUGGGGGGGGAGGAGGGUUUGGGCUGUUGGAUCAGCUGUUGAACUUCCAAGGCUCAGGGCCUCCUGGGGGCAUGGGCAUGGGCAUGGGCAUGGGCAUGCUGAUGGGGGGGGAUGGAGGCCUGCCGCUCUCAGAGAACGCUCCUGCUGGCUUGGCUGGUGGCUUUGGUGAGCUGCUAGCCGCCAGUGCUGCCCUCCUCGGCCCCAACAGCAGUGCUCUGCCAAAGCCGCCCCAGGAUGCCCCGGAUUCUCCCGACAGUGGCCCUCUAGCCGGGCUUCUGAGCAUGCAGAAUGAUGCAGGAGGGAAGGGCGGUGGGGGCCUGGCAGGGGGGUUUCCGAUGGAUGGGGGGCUGGCAGGGGCGUUUGCACGGCUGCAGGAGGAGGAGAAGAAAGGGGGAAGGGGGACGGAGGGGAAGGCGGUAGGGGGCACACCACGUGUGACGCGGGUGAGGUUUGUUGAAGAGCCGGAGGAGUGGGGGGCUGGAGAUGUGCAGGAGGAGGAUGAGGAGGAGGAAGUGGAUGAGGAGGAGGAGAGAGGGGAGGAUGAGAGGGAGGAGGGAGAAGACCGUGAGGGGAUGGUGGAGGAGGAUGAGGUUAGGGAAUAUGGGGAGGAGGAGGGAGACGAAAGUGGGAGGAGUGGUGAUCAAAGGGGUGAAGGCGAAGGGGAAGGCGAGGAGGAAGAAGAGGAGGGGUAUUAUGAGGGAGGGGAGCGCAGGGAUGGGGAGCAGGGCGAGGAGGAGUAUGGGAGGGAGGACGAUAUGUAUGAAGAGGGGGAUGGGUACCCGAGGGGGGAGUAUGAAGGAGAGGAGGCGGGUGGGUUUGAAGACGAAGGGGAGCGUUUUGAGGGCGAGGAAGGGCGGAUGGAUGGAAGUGAAAGGUAUGAGGAUGAGGAGGGGGCGUAUGAUGAGGAUGGGUAUGGAGAGAGGGAGUAUGGGGAGGAAGGGCAGCAGAGAGGAGAGGGGUAUGAGGACGAGGAGGGUAUUGGAGAGGAAGGGGAGAUGAGGGAAGGGAUUGUUGAAGGGAGUGAUGACAUGUAUGGACAGGAGGGGCAUGAGGGAGGGAUGGGGCAAGGGAACGAGGAGAUGUAUGGAGAGGGGGAAGAUGGGGAGAUGUAUGGGGGAGGGGAAGGGGGCGAGAUGAUUGAAGGGGAGGAGGGAUAUGAUGAGGGGGAGUAUGGGCACAUGGAGGGGGCAGAACAGGGGGAGUAUCAGGAGCAGGAGGGGUAUGAUCAGGACCAGGCAGGGUUCGAAGAGCAGGGGGAGGGCUUUGGUGAAGAGGAGGGGCUGUAUGGAGAGGAAGGGGAAUACGAGGAGGAGCAAGGGAGGGUGCAUGGGCAAGGGUAUGAAGGAGAGGAAGGAGAGGAAGGGGAGUAUGGGGAAGGUGGUGAGGGAUACGGAGAAGAAGAGCAGUAUCCUGGGGAGGGACAGUACCCGCCAGAGGAACAAUACCCGCCAGAAGAACAGUACCCGCCAGAUGCUGAGGGAUAUGACGGGCAGUACCCUCCUGAUGAGCAGUAUCCCCCAGACGAGCAGCAGAGAGGAGGGUAUGGAGGAGAAGCAGAGGAGGGGUAUGGCGGUGAUGGGAAUGAGGAUGGGCAGUUUGAGGAGGGCGGCAUGCAAGGAGAGGGGUAUGGGGAGGAUGAGUAUGGGGGUGCUGGUGGGCAGGAGGAGGGGUAUGGGCAAGAGGGGGAGUAUGGGCAGGAGGGGGAGUAUCAUGGGGGAGAGAUGCUGCAGGAAGAGGAAGAGUAUCAGGGGGACGAACAGUAUCAGGAGGGUGAACAGUAUCAGGAGGGUGAACAGUAUCAGGGGGACGAACAGUAUCAGGAGGGUGAACAGUAUCAGGAGGGUGAACAGUAUCAGGGGGAUGAACAGUACCAGGAGGGUGAACAGUAUCACGAGGGUGAACAGUAUCACGAGGGUGAACAGUAUCAGGGGGAUGAACAGUACCAGGAGGGUGAACAGUAUCACGAGGGUGAACAGUAUGAGGAAGCAGAGGAGGGGUAUAACCAGGGGGACGGGUAUGUGGAAGGUGAGUAUGGAGGGGAUGGGGGUGAAGGUGGGGCGGGCAUGGGGUUUCAUGGGGAGGAGGGGCAUGAUGAGAUGGGGUAUGCAGAGGAGGAGCAGUAUGCAGAGGGGGGAGGGGAGGGUGGCGCAGGGGAUGGUUAUGAUGGUGGGGAGGUGUAUGGGGAAGGAGGGGGGUAUGGGGAGGGAGAGGGGUAUGGGGAGGGAGAGGGGUAUGGGGAGGGAGAGGGGUAUGGGGAAGGCAUGGAGGCACAUGGGGAGGAGGGGCAGGGAUAUGGGGAGGGAGAGGCAGAGUAUCAUGAUCAGGAGCAGCAGUAUGAGGGAGAGGGGGGAUACGAAGGAGAGGGUGGUUAUGAGGGUGAGGGAGGUUAUGCAGGGGAUGGGGGCGAUGGUGAUGGUGGUGGUGGCGUUGGGAUGGGUUUAGGCAGCCCUAUAGCACACAUGGGUGCGAACUCAGGCAUGGGGCCAGGAGGGGAGUUUGGUGGUGGCAUGGCGGGUGAUGGGUAUGGGGAGAUUGAGGGGCAACAGGGGUAUGGGCCGGAGCAUGGGCAGUAUAUGGGGCACGACGGUGAGCAGUAUAAUGGGGAGGGGCAGUAUAACGAAGGUGAGCAUUAUAAUGAAGGGGAAUAUAACGAGGGUGAGCAGUAUAACGAGGGUGAGCAGUAUAACGAAGGGGAGCAGUAUGUCGAAGGGGAGCAGUAUGUCGAAGGGGAGCAGUAUGUCGAAGGGGAGCAGUAUGUCGAAGGGGAGCAGUAUAACGAAGGCGAGCAGCAGUACCAAGAAAACGGCCAGGGUGCGGAGCAAUACGAGGGACAGUAUGGAGGACCCGAGGGGCCUGGAGAAUACCAUGAGGGCUACCAAGGAGGAGAAUACCCAGAGGAGGGAUACCAAGAUGGGGCGUAUCAUGGGGAAGAGGGGUACCAUGAAGGGGGGGAGUAUCCAGAAGGGGAAUACCAUGAGGAUCAGGCCGGGUACUAUGACGGGGAAGGAGGAGAUGGUGCAGGUGGUGGUGACGGUGGUGCUGCUGCUGGUGCUGGUGCUGUUGCUGAUGGGCAGUAUAUGGGGGGUGGUGAUGGUGCAUAUGGUAUGAUGCAGGGGCAGCAGGAGGAGGAUGGGUACAUGGGAGAACGGGACCAGGCAGGCUUGCAGGGAGCGUACGGGGGAGCAGGUGGGGUGGGAGAAGGGGAGGGCGGUGGAUAUUCCCCUGACGGGCGUUACUACGAGGAGCAUGUGCGGCUGAACGGGGCAGGAGACGGAGGGGGAGAGGGGGGAGGAGGAGGGGGAGGGGGAGGAGGAGGAGGGUACUAUGGUAGGCCGCCGGGUAGCCCGUAUCCCAUGAACGUACCCGGGAGUCCCUAUCCUGACGAGCGGCCUAUGAGCCCGUAUGCGGACGGGCAGGGGUAUGAUGCUGGGGAGCAAUACGGGGACGGGCAGGGGUAUGACGAGGGGCAGGGGUAUGGGGAUGGGCAAGGGUAUGCAGAAGGACAGGGGUAUGGGGAUGGGCAAGGGUAUGCGGAGGGUCAAGGGUACGAGGAAGGGCAGAUGAGCCCCUAUCCUGAUGGCAAUCCCAUGAGCCCUCUUCCUGACGGGCAUUACCCGGAUAGCCCCUACCCUGGCGCCCUUUACCUCGACCAGCAGCAGCAGCAGCAGCAGCAGCAGCUGGGGGGAGACGGGGAGGAGCAGCAGGAGUAUGGGGAGGGCGCGGGCAUGACCCCGUACCCCGAGGAUGGCGGCAUGAUGAGUCCGUUUGGGGAUGGUGGCGGUGGUGGUGGUGGUGGUGGUGGUGGUGGUGGGCAGUACGGGGAAGGGCAGUAUGAGGAAGGGCAACUCAGCCCAUAUGGGUACCCUGACGGCGGCGGCGGCGGUGGGGGCGGCCAUGGGUAUGAAGGGGAGCAGGCGUAUGGUGGCGAGCCGGGAUACAGCGACGGGGAGAUGAGUCCAUACACACCCCAGGCACCCCUCAGCCCCUUCCCCGACCAGCAGCAGCAGCAGCAGAGGCCGAUGAGUCCGCUGCAGGGGGACAGGCCUGGUAGUCCGUACGGCGCCAUGCAGGCCCCUGGGAGCCCGUACCAUCAUGAGCAAGCGCCUGGGAGCCCUUAUCACCAUGAGCAGGCUGCAGGCAGCCCGUACCACCACGAGCAGCCCCCUGGGAGCCCGUACCACGAGGAAGGGGGCGCGGGAGGGGGCGGUGGCAGUGGCGGUGGUGCGUACUAUGGGGAACGGCUGGGAAGCCCGUAUCACCAGCAGCAGCAGCAGCAGCAGCAGCAGCAGCAGCAGCAGCAGCAGCAGCAGAACGGGAUGGGGGGGUUGCACGGGGCGAGGAACGCCCCUGGAAGUCCCUACCAUGAGGAAAGGCUUGGGAGUCCUUACCACGAGGAACGGCUUGGGAGUCCGUACCACCAGCAGCCGCACCAGCAGCAGCAGCAGUACGGGAGUGAGUAUGAGCAGAGGGUGGGAAGCCCGUAUCAUAUGGAACCGCCAGGCAGCCCAUAUCACGAAGAGGGGGUGGGAGGGGGAUAUGGAGAGGAGGGUGUGGAGGGGGGGUUUGAUGGGCAGCAGGGGAUGGCAGGGGGCGAGGGCGGGCAGUGGGAGGGGCAGUAUGGGGAGAAUGGCGGCGGGGAUGGGUAUGGUGGCGGGUAUGGGUUUCAGGAGCCGCUGACGCCUACUAGUCCGCAUGAGUAUGCCAUGGCAUUGCACCGAGAGCAGCAGCAGCAGCUGGAGGAGCUGCAGCAGCACCAGCAGCAACAGCAGCAGCAGCAGCAGUUGGGGCAGGGACUUAGGAUUGCCCGCCCAGACUCCUCUCGCUCCUCCGACCGCCCCCCUAGCCGUGUCUCGUACCAGGAUGAUACAGACAGCCGGCCGCCCAGUAGGGUGUCUUAUGCUGAGUCAGACAGCCGCCCAUCCAGCCGCAUGUCUCGAAGAGGGGCGGCAGGGCCGGCAGGAACAGGAGGCGGGGGACCAGGGGCGGUGGGAGCAGGAGGGGGGAGAGGAGGGGUGGAGGUGGGGGAGGAAGGAUACGCUGCGUUUGGGUUCUACGGGCAGCCGUCCCCGCGGUUUGGAGGGGUGGGGAGGGAUAUGGAGCGGCCAACGAGCCGGCAGAUGAGCCGGGGCUUUUCAGGUGCUUCCCACGGGGGGUCGGACCUAGAGCGGCCUGUCAGUCGGCAUGGGGCGGCAGAAUAUGACGAGUUUGGCCGCCCGCUCAGCCCGCUGACCCCACGCAGCCCACUCAGCGGGGAGGGGGUGGAUAGGCCACUGAGUAGACACGGGCAGAGAGGGAUAAUGGGGGUAGAGUAUGUGGAAGGCGCAGGGGGGAUGGGGGGCAUGGGGAGUGGGGGUGACGGGGGUUAUGGGGGUAUGGAUGGGGGGAUGGGAAGUGGAUGGGCAGAUGGGGGAUUGGGAUCACCCAUGGGAGGUAUUGGGGGGGGAUAUGGGGGAAACGGAGCAUUAGGCUCCCCUGUGGGGUUUGGAGGUGGUGGGUUAGGAUCGCCGAUAAGCUUGGGGGUGAUGCCUGGAGGGGAAGGAGGAGGAGGGGGAGGGAUGGGGAGUCCCCUGGGGUCUCCUAUUGGCGGAGGUCCCUUGGGAUCUCCGAUAUCACUGGGUGGCGGUCUGGGCGGCGGGUUGGAGGAUGAUUCUUAUGCGGAGAGUGCGUAUAUCGAGCAUAAGAUGCCGACUCUGCGCGCGGAGGGGCUGCCUAUGGCUCCUCCAGACGACCCUAAUGACAUGCCUGCAAUCUCCUUUGAUAGAGUCACAUCCAUUCGGGGACCUGCAGGUGGCAUGGGAGGAGGAAGAGCAGGAGGAGGAGGGUUUGCGUUUCCUUCUGCGGGCCACGGGGAGGAGUAUGGGGAGGACGAGGAGGAGGAGUACGGGCAUGGGGGCGGGUAUGGCAUGAUGGGGGGGUAUGAGGAUGUGGGUUUCACGAGCAUUGGCGUGGGGGCGGAGCUAGGGCCUGUUCCUGAGGUGGAUGAAGAUGCUCUAUUAGAAGAGGAGGAUGAUGAUCAAACCCCAGGGCUGUUCUCUGCAGGGGAGUUUGACGGGCGGCAGGUGGAGGAGGGCGAGGUGGAGGGCGAAGGGGAGGAUGAGGAAGGCGAGGAGGGAGAGGAGGAGGAGGAGGCGGAGGAGGCGGGCGAGGAGGGAGGGUAUGGGGAUGGGGGGUACGAGGAGGGAGGGUACGGCGAGGGAGAGGAUGGAGGGAACGGGGUCGCUGGAGGGGACCUCGAGGAGGGAGAGGAGGGCGAGGAGGGGUAUUAUGGAGAAGAAGGGAUGGGGGGUGAGGGUGGCAUGGGGAUGGAUGGAGGGGAAGGUUAUGGGGGGGAAGAAGGGGGGUAUGGGCAGGAAGGGCUAGAGGGGCAAGAGGGAGGGGGGUAUGGAACGGGAGGGUCUGGUUUCGACAACCAGUGGGUGUCUCCUCGGCCCAUGCCACCUGGUGCUGCUUCCUCUGCUGCUGCUGCUGGUGCUGCUCAGGGAGGGAAUGAGCCUGGAAAUGACCCGGACUACUACUCCCAGUUGAUGCCUGCUGACGGUGCGUCAACCCCGCGCCUGAGCCCGUACAACCCGUGGGAGGAGGAGGAGACGCUGCUGCUGGAGGGGUCUGUUGCGCAGCACAAGCCUAAGCUGCAGAAACAGCAACAGAAGCAGCAGCAGCAGCAGCAGCAGCAGCAGCAGCAGCAGGAGCAGCAGCUGCAGGAGCAGGAGAGAGGGGCAGGGAAGAAGAGUGUUGGUGGGCAGGAGGGGAAGGGCAAGGCUGGAGGGAAGGCAGCCUCUCCUGAAAAGGCUGUGGCAAAGAGGGCAGCAGCUGCUGCAGCAGCAGGUGCUGCUGGUGGUUCUGCGAAGGAGAAGGUGGGGAAAAAGGCGUUGUCAGGUACAAAGAAAGCGUCUGCUAAGGUGAAAGAUGCGGCUGUACGGAACGGCUUGCCUGCCCCAGCUGCUGCUGCUUCUGCUGCAUCUACUUCUGCUGCUGCGACUACCACUCUGCAAAAGAAGACAAAGAAACCCGCACAGAAAGCAGCAGGAGGGAAGGGUACCAGGAAAAAGGCAGCGGCAGCAGCAGCAGGAAGCACAGGAGGAGGUGGAGAAGGAGGAGAAGAGCAGUCAAGAGCUAUGGAGGCGGAGGAGGAGGAGGAGGGUAUGGCAUCGGACUUCGCCGCGAUGGUCACUGCUGCUGCUACAGCCGCCGCUGUUGCCGCCACCAUGCCUCUCAGUGACGGCUCGGCCGCCUCUGCCGCUGCCGCUCGGUCAGCUGCUGCAGCCGCGGCGGCUGCCGCCACCAGCAGUGCAGCAGCAGCGGGCGGGCCCAAUUCAUUGCUCAGCCCUAGCCCGAGCCGAUCCGCCUCUGCUGCUGCCUCUCCUUAUUCUGCUGCUGCUGCUGCUGCUGCUGCUGCGGGUGCGGCUCACCGCAGUGACAGUGACGGGGUAGUGCAUAGUGCUAUAGACUCGCUCUCUCUCCUAGAGAUCCCGUGGGCAGAGCUGAGAAGAAGAGGCAUUUACCAAGAAGACUACGCCUCUCCUCCUAUGCUUCUUGCUGAUCACUCCCCAGCUGCCAGCAUAUCACAGGGUAGCAUCAGCGGUUCUGCUGCCUCUGCUGCCGCCGCUGCCGCUGCUGCAGCUGGUAGUAGCAGCAGCAGGGGAGGGACUCCCAAUGGUUCUGCUGCCACUGGUGGUGGCAGUAACAGCAGCGUGGGUCCCAGCGCUGCUGGUAAUGGCGCUAUGGAGCUAGACUCGUUUGUUGACCUGUGCUUGGAUGAAAUGGUACCUUCUGGGAAGAAUGAGCAGCUGCUGCAUCAGCAGCACGAGCAGCAGCAGCAGCAGCAGCAGCAAGGGAGGGGUGGGGGGAGAGCGGAGGAGACGAGCAGCGGCAGUGCGAGGGACUCAGGCAAGGGCACUGCGGCAGGGAUAGGUGCUGGUGGUGGGGAGAGCAGCAGCGCGAGUGCGAGUGAUGGGCUGACCACGGAGGGCUCGCAGGCGUUCAUGCUGCUCACCAACCGCAGCCCUGCCAUCACUGAGAGGGAAUUCCGCCCCUUCAUUCGCCAUGGUACGGACCCACCCCUCCCUCCCUCCCUCCCUCCCUCCCUCCCUCCCUCCCUCCCUCCCUCCCUCCCUCCCUCCCUCCCUCCCUCCCUCCCUCCCUCCCUCCCUCCCUCCCUCCCUCCCUCCCUCCCUCCCUCCCUCCCUCCCUCCCUCCCUCCCUCCCUCCCUCCCUCCCUCCCUUCACUGCCAGACAUACCCAUGAUCGUUCCGCCGUCCCCCGACUCUCUCGCGCACGCAGCAGCCCUCCUGACCGCAGCGCAGGAGCACGAGCACCAGCAGCAGCGCGCGCUCGGCUUCGGCGGCCUGGACCGCCGCCUGCUCCUCUGCAUCCUCUCAACCAUCGACUCCCCCCGCGACUGGCUUUCCUUCUCCCUCGCGUGCAAGCCCUGGCGCGCAGCAGCCUACUACGGGCUACGCUCCCUGCGCCUGCACCGGGGCCGGAGAGUCAACACAAACGGGCUGAUCCGGGCGCUCUCGCACUGCCCGAAUCUCACCGCCCUGGACAUCCCCGGGAUGAGUCUCGACCAGCCGGUUACCAACGAUCUGCUGUGCACCAUUGGGUAUUCUUGUCCGGACCUCCGGCACUUGUCGAUUGGCGGUGACCCUGAGCUGGGGUAUUCGUUUCGGGAGUCGGGGCUCGCGCUGCUGUUCUCAGGGUGCACGAACCUCGUUGACUUGCGGUUGGAGGCGUUUCAGAGAAUUCAGGUGAAGGGCAACGGUAGCAGCAGCAGCAGCAGCAGCGGUGGCGGUAAUGGUGGUGGCAGUGGCGCUGGUAAUGGCAGCAGCAGUGGCGGCAGUAUCAGUAUGGUGCGCAGUGGCAGCAGGGGCAGCAUCAGUGAUUUAUUGGCAGCUGCUGCUGGUGGUCGAGGAGCAACAGCAGCAGCAGCAGACACUGCUAUCGACUCCAUCAGUGCUGAUUCAUCAUCUUUAACCGCUGCCUCCCUUUCCUCUCUCCCUCUCUCCGCUGGCACAGCUGUCGCCGUCGCAGCAGCAGCAGCAGUAGCAUCCUCCACCGCUCUCUCCGCAGUCCUUUCCUCCGCCGCCUCCGCCGCAGCCUCGCUCUCAUCCCACCACACACCACCGCCUCAAACCAACCCAAACACCACAGCCGCCGACGGCAUAACCUUCCUCCCAGAAGCCUUAGGCGACCUCAUCCACCUGCAAACCCUAGUCCUCAGCUUCCACAACGGCCGCCACCACGUCCGCCUCCCUGACUCCAUCGGCCGCCUCUCCGCCCUCCGCUCCCUCGAGCUCGCCUUCACCUACCCUGCAUGCGUCCCCCCCUCUCUCUGGUCCCUCACUUCCCUCCGAGUGCUGCGCCUGGUGGGCUGGAAGGGCCUUGCUCUCCUCCCCAACUGCCUCGGCGAGCUAGCCAGUCUCCAAAUCCUCGACCUCCGCUGCUCCGAGCUCGUAGACCUGCCACCGUCCGCCGGUCUCAUCCGCUCGCUGCACGAGGUGGUCUGGGAGACCAAGCGCACGCGGGAGCUCGAGGCCUUUGGCUCAUCCGUCCCGCCAUCCAUCGUCGACUUUCCUUCCAUCCGCCGCCUCACUCUCAAGAACGUCUGGACCGUCUCUGGGGACAUUCAGCACCUCUCUGCGCUCACUCGCCUGGACAUCUCCGGAGCUAAAGGCCACCUGCGCUCGCUCCCCGAGGCUAUCGGCAGCCUGCCGAACCUCGUCCAUCUGGACGUGCGCGGGUCGUUCCGAGCCAUCCCAGCCUCCAUCGGCCGCCUGCGCCGGCUCGAAGUGCUCCGGCUACUCAGCGAGGUUCUCGAGGUGUUACCUCAGGAGCUCGGGGACCUGACCAGCCUUCGCCAGUUGCGUCUCGACGGCUGCCGCUCCAACCCUCCUCUCCCGGACUCUCUCUGGCAGCUGCAGCAGCUGCGAGUGCUCUCCAUGCCGUGCGACCGCGUCCCGGAUGAAAUCGGCGAUCUGCAGUCGCUCCACGCGCUCGAAAUCGACUGCGAUACGUCCCGCUCCUCCCCGCACCACGCGCUGCCGGCACGCAUCGGCUGGCUGAGAGAGCUCAAAGAGCUGCGCCUCGUCUGCCCCUACCUCCGCUCCCUCCCAGCCUCCUUUGUCUCCCUCUCCUCCCUGCGGGAGCUCCAGCUGCAAUUCGCCGGCCCGCUGCCAAAAGACUUUGGCCUCCUCACCUCGCUCCGCCGCCUCGUGCUCGACAGCCGGGAAGUUUACGCGCUGCCCGAGUCCUUUGGCGACCUGACCGGGCUCGAAACCCUGACCCUCGUCAGCGAAAAGCUAUCCACCAUUCCAGAGACUUUCGGAAACCUCUCCUCGCUGCGCUCCCUCUCCCUCGUGAACUGCUCGGGCCUCACCAGCCUGCCUGCCUCCUUUGGCGAUCUUUCCAGCCUCACCAGAAUCGAGGCGUCCUGUCGGGAUCUUGCAUGGCUGCCCGUGUCUAUCGGGAACCUAUCAGCGCUGCAGGUUCUGGAGGUGCAGAGCAGGCGGUUGUCUCAGCUGCCUGAGUCGUUUGGGAACCUGACCUCCCUGCACACGCUCAAGCUGCACUGUCCCAUGCUGCGCUCGCUGCCUGCUAGCUUCAGGCAAUUGCCUGAAAUGGUCCGUGCUCAUGCAGGUGUGAAGCUGUAUGUGAGUUAG